ACGCUCAAAUCCUAUUUUUUACGUAAUUAAAAAAGACACCUACAUAAACAGGCCUUAAUGAAUUUGCUUUUGGCGCAAUACCUGUUUUAUUGAGAUGAUUGGAAUCCCUUGAUCUUUUAAAGGUACAGCCAUGUCCCCUCUUCCUUCUCCUAGAAGAAGAGAAAUGCCUUUGAAAGGUGUUUUCCUAAGCAACAUCCCUGGAGGUACGCCGUUAAAGGAUUUUGGGAAAUUUCAAGUGCAUUGUGUUCCUGCUUCAUCAAUGAAGAAAGCUACUCGGCCUUCGGGGGUUCCUGCUGGCCAAAACCUUUGCUUGGAAAAAGGUGGAAAAAGAGGAAACAUUUUCCAGUCCACUUUAAUAGCUGGUGGUACUCGUGCUAAAGAAUUGCUUGACCUCAGCGAGAUAAAGCCGGUUUCUGAAGGAGAAGUGAAUCCGCUUGCCUCAUGUCCGAAACCGGGAGCUGGGCCACCGACAAGGAAUGCUGCCCUGAAACGUAAAGCUUACGGGCAAUUAUCCCUCGAGUCUCCAGCAAAAGUCUUCGCAAGAAUGAAGACCAGGGCAGCUCUUGCUAAACAGCAGACGUUGUUGCUAGAAAAGAAAUUGUUAAACACAGACAUUACCACAGAUUAUAUCCUCACUCCUGAAAGGCAUCUUGCCCCUUUGGGAAGACAAGACACAAAAUCCAUGGCUGAAAAUGAUAAGCUAAAGGAGAGGCUGGCUGAGGAGCCCCUCGGAAAGGCCAGGGAAGAACAAGUGCCCAGCCGUAUUGCAAAGAACAAAAAUGUUUGUUCUGCAGUAAUGAGCCCUCCAGUUUUGGAAUCCCCUCACAAAUUCUUCUCACGUGUAAAGCAGAAGCUGCAGCAGAAACCAUUGGAAAAAGUAGAUGCUUCAUCUUACCAAACCAAGCAAAAUGUCCCUCCUUCACCACCAGUGAAGCAAGCUUUAACUGUAUCCAGUUCACCCAAAAAACUAAAUAAUCUUAAUGAAGAUUGCCUAAACACUUCUGUCAGUGAGGAUGGUGAAUUUAUUGUGGAACCGGUUGAAUCGGACGAUGAAACUUUUAGCAUGGGAGUGAAUGUUAUAGACAUGAGCUUUGAUCUUGUUAAGCCUGGGGAAACCUUGGAAGAAAUGGAACCUGGAAGACUUCCUGAAGAAGGAAGAACAUCACAUCAGUCCAAUCAGAAACCUGCCCCAAGAGGGCAGCAGGAGUUGAAGGCUGGGCCUCAGACGCUUCCCCAACAUUUGUGUGAUAUUAUUCUUGCUACUCCAAAAGUCCACAUACCAAGGAAGCAAAAACGAGUGGGGGCAAAUUCAAGCAGUGAUGACGGAAACGAGGAGGAACAACAGAUGGUCUGCCUCCGCGGAUGGAGAAUCAAAGUGAUCAAUAACAAUACCGCUGUGUGCCUGGAAGGAAAACGGAGGGAUAUGAACAACAUUUACUGGCACAGCAAUGUCAUUGUGGAACGAAUGGCACCCAACAAAGUUAGAACUUCAUCUGGAAACAUCUACAAGUUAGAAGGGCGCAUUGACGCAAGCACCAUGAAGAAAGAAGGAAUGCCAGCUAAAUUCAUAAAGAGGUUUGAAUCUGGAAUUCCACAAAACUGGAAAUUGUAUGUUGAGGAUCUUCUUCAUUUUCUGAGGAGGAAAGAAGAGAGAGCCUUUGCUUCAAGCAUGGAUGGCAAUGAAAGGGAGGACCCUGUGGAGAUGGAGGGCUUAGAAGACAUGCCCAGAAAAGUUGGGAGGAAAUCUAGAGCGAAAAACACCACUUACCUGGCAACACCACAAAGUAAUAACAAGCUCGGUGUGCAGCCACAAACACCUCUGCAGAACCGCCUUGACAGAAGUUGCACCCGCAGCGGCCGGCAAGUUAAGCCACCUCUGCAGUUCUGGUGUGGGGAACGGAUGCUUGUCGAUCGAGCGCUGAAUGUCACUGUGACCAAAACAAGCACCAACUAUUUGACUCCUACAGCGAGCAGUGCACGACGUCAGAACAGGCACAACAUCACAUCCCACGUUGAAAACAGAGAGGAUGACUUGAAGGCUUGUGAAGAAGUACCGCCAAGCCAAGCAAAAGGAAGAACAAGCCCUGAAACCACCAGACAAACUGAGCCUGCCGAGAAGCAAAAUUCCUGGCGCUUUGUUUCUGACUCUGAAGAAAGCGACUAUGAAUCCACGAUCGCUGAUGCUCGCAAGAAGAAGGCUGUUGUUACCCUGACGCCACUGAACUAUAAAAAGCUGCAUGAAAAGGCCUCCAGAAAAAGCAACCAGCCCAGGAGGAAACAAAAGGUGCCAGCACAAGAAGCGAAAGCAAAUUGCUACCAAAGAUGUUUAGCUGACAGAGAGCCAGCCGUGUUAAAAUACCCGCUAAGAUCACAGAAAGAAGUGAUCUGCCAAAGCGAGCAAGUUGCCGAAAGCUUCUCCAAGGCAAGCGAAGAUGAAUCUAGCGAUGAUAUGCAGUGUAUCCGGAGGAAGGUCCAGCCCACUGUCAAAAGAGGGCCAUCCAGCAGAGAGGAAAGUGAGACGAGGAAGCAGCUGCCGGAGCCAAAAUGGUCAGAGUCUCCUCCAGCCCAUUCUCAAAGCAGAAAGUUGAGGGUUGCUCAACCCUCUGGAAAGCAAAACAGGUUGGAAGAGCCAACUUCUCCAGACUUGGCUAGCAGCACUCGGGGGUCACUCAGAAGGAUUGCAAAGUUCAGGAAGUACAGCCCUGAAUCCGAGUCUGAAAGCGAAACGAGCGUUAAAGAGUUUCAAGAGAAAAAGGGAAACUUAAAGUCCCAAAGAGCCAACAGUGAAAUUUCUAAUGCUGCCAAGUCCUUGGCUUUUCCCAGAAAGGCACCUGGGACGAAGCUGUUAGGAAUGGGUGGGGAUUCUUUACCAGAUCUUAAUGAAGAUUGGACUGAAAAGGAACUGCAGAAACUACACAGGGCUUUGGCUUCUUUGCCCAAACACAAGAGCGACUUCUGGCUGCUUGUGUCAACGGCUGUGGGGACACGAUCUGUUGAAGAGUGCCAGCAAAGGUACAUGGAAGAGCAGGAAAGCCACAAGCGGGCCCCAAAGAGGACCACCAAGCAGAGAAAGGAAGAAAGAGAGGAGGGGGCGAAGCAGCCAGUGGCCGUUGUUGCAAAAGUGGGAACGCUGAAAAGGAAGAAGCAGAUGCGGAACUUCCUGGAACAGAUGCCGAAGGACAACCAUGACGACAUCUUCGCUACAACCCCUUUUCAGAACAAGAACACAAAGUUACCACAGUUUCGUACCGUCCCAGAGGAAGAUGUCUUCCAGCUGAAAGACAGCCACCCCAUCACACCCUCUUCGGCCAUCUUUCCGUUGGUGAAGACCCCUCAGUGUCAGCACAUCAGCCCUGGCAUGCUGGAAUCCCUGGACAGGAGCUACGAAAAGCAUGUGUACCAUCUGCAAAGGAACAUCAAAGGCAAGGAGCGCACAUGGCAUGUGAAGAAAAAACAGGCUGGGACCGGGUUCUCCACUCCCAACUCGCGAAAAACGAACGUCUUUGCCUUUGAUGAGCCUAUCAAAGGCGCCUUAGCUGUGGUGGGGCAGCUCUUCCAAGAGGACGAAGAGAUGCUAUCCGAUGAAGAAGAGGACCUGUAUUUUUCUACGUAGCCAGCUGCCUGCCUGCAUCUGCAAAGGGAAGUUUGCUAACAGGUCUCAAGUCAUCUUCACAAGGCGGCUUGAGUAUUGCAUUCCAUCUUUCUGGAGCUGUGUUAAGGUGCUGCUCAGGUGUCCAGAAUACUGCUGCUCAGGUGUUCAUGUCUACUGCUGCUGUUUUCCUGAUGGAGGGGUCUCAUGCAGAGAGGCAUCAGCUGCAGGGAACUAUUUGGCUUUAAGAAGCAAAAUAAUGUUUUUAAAAGUUACUGUACAAUAAAAUUCCAAACGUGGCAUUUAAUAUCA
This is a messenger RNA of Lacerta agilis (Sand lizard), 3901 nucleotides long. It is a transcript of the gene MIS18BP1, whose product is annotated as MIS18 binding protein 1. The record is from RefSeq and is a predicted model, not a curated record. Bases 131 to 3613 code for a protein of 1160 amino acids. The transcript is spliced from 16 exons. Lineage: Eukaryota; Metazoa; Chordata; Lepidosauria; Squamata; Lacertidae.